Molecule: messenger RNA, 1194 nt
Organism: Ixodes scapularis (black-legged tick)
Lineage: Eukaryota; Metazoa; Arthropoda; Arachnida; Ixodida; Ixodidae
Product: mitochondrial dimethyladenosine transferase 1-like
Exons: 5
Coding region: 169-1146 (325 amino acids)
Biological process (GO): transcription initiation at mitochondrial promoter; rRNA methylation
Cellular component (GO): mitochondrial matrix
Molecular function (GO): rRNA (adenine-N6,N6-)-dimethyltransferase activity; mitochondrial transcription factor activity
Source: RefSeq, a predicted model, not a curated record
GCAAGAUGGCGGCGUCCAUGCUCCUGGUGUUCCCCAACUCGUUGCUCCGACGACUGCAGCUCUUCACGGUCUUUCGUGCUUGAUCUUUUCGAUUCAUCGUCCGGCUUGGUCGUCCUGCUGCGGCAGCCGCUCCCAAACCGCCGUGCUGAAUCGUGGUGCAAAAGCAGGAUGGCGGCGGCUCGGGAAGCGGCCCUGCGGUUGCCGCCGCUGCCGACGGUGCGCGACCUGCUCCGCAUGUACCGUAUCCGCGCCAUGCGUCAACUGUCUCAGAACUUCCUCAUGGACCCCAAGUUGACGCGGAGGCUGGUCAAGGCGGCGGGCAAGAUCAGGGACCACCACGUGAUCGAAGUGGGGCCCGGACCCGGAUGCCUGACCAGGCCGCUGCUCGAGCUCGGGGCUCGCCAGGUGGUCGUCAUCGAGAAGGACCCGAGGUUUUUGCCGUCGCUCCAGUUGCUGGCAGAGGCUGCAGACAACCGGCUCAAGAUCAUCAUGGGGGACGUCUUCAACUACAGCAUGGAGGACCUGAUCCCUCAAGAGCUGGGUGUGCCGUGGGAGGGCCCCCCGCCCCCCGUUCAUGUGGUGGGCAACCUGCCCUUCAGCGUGUCCACCCCGCUGCUGGUGCGGUGGCUGCGCAUGGCGUCCCAGCGGAAAGGCCCCUUCCUGCACGGGCGGGUGCCCCUCACCCUCACCUUCCAGAAGGAGGUGGCCGAGCGCAUCGUGGCCCCCGUCAUGCACGUCCAGCGCUGCCGCCUGUCCGUCAUGUGCCAGGCGUACUGCAGCGUCCAGCACCAGCUCACCCUCUCCGGUGGUUCAUUCUUCCCCAAGCCGGACGUGGACGUGGGCGUGGUGCGGCUGGUGCCCCUGGUGGAACCGGUCAUCCAGCAGCCCUUCGACCUGGUUGAGAAGGUCUGCAACUGCCUCUUCAACGGGCGCCAGAAGUACCUCAGCAACGGCCUCAAGAACCUGUUCCCCAGCCGCCAUUUGGACCUUGCGAAGGACCUGGUCAAGCUGGUCGAGAUUGAUCCACAGACCAGGGUGGUGCAGCUGACGGUGGAAGAAGUGGGACGCAUCUGCCAGGUGUACGAACAUUUCUGCCUGGAGGAUGCCAAGCUGUACGAGUACAACUUCCGCCUGGGCAGGUGGUAGGAAUAAAUGCCCGGGAGCUGGAUGUCUGCCCGUGCUGUACAAUCUGCA